Messenger RNA from Cylindrotheca closterium, 1530 nucleotides. The record is from the annotation of a GenBank genome assembly. Lineage: Eukaryota; Bacillariophyta; Bacillariophyceae; Bacillariales; Bacillariaceae.
AUGACCCUUGCAACAAGUAGCACGAAGCCAGACUCCGUUCAUGUCACACUACUUUCCAUAGCUGCAACAGCAGCUACAGUCUACACAGUUUCUUCUGUUUUGGCAUUUCAAAAGAGACGGAAACUUCCAGAUGGUGUUCGUCUUCCUCCUCAUUUGACUUCUUAUAUUCCGUACAUUGGCGUUGGAUUGCAAUUUGCCAACGGCUUAAUCCUGGAUUUCGUUUCGGAUACUGCCAAAAAGCUAAAUGCCUCAGUCUUUACUGCCACUGUCAAUGGGACGAAAUGUGUAUUCAUUGCCGAUCCGGAUUUGGUAUUUACUGUUUACAAAGACUCGAUUAAAGAGGUUGAUUCUAUAUCCUUGCAAAAGCAAGCCAUGACAACUCUUAGUGGGAUCAACCGUAGCGCUGUAGACGAAUUUAUGGAUAACAAUAAGGAAGUACAGAAGGCUGCGUGGGGACAAUUCCACAAAUACUUCUUUCAAUCUGAUCAGGUGUCCAAAAACAUUGAGGCCGUGCAAAGAGUCAUUGGGGGUAGACUUGAAACCAUGGGUCUAUCCAAGGCUGACGGCGAGUGGAAAUCUUUCCAUAUGUUUGAAUUUGUACGGGAAUUUAGCUUUUUCGCCUCUGUUGGACCACUUCUCAGUAAUGGGCUAUUAACACAAGACCAGAUCAUCGAAACGUAUGCCAAGUUUGAAGAAGGAGUGCCACUGUUAUUUGCCGAAGCUCCAUCGUUGUUGACGAGAAAUACCGCCGCUGCUCGUGAGCGCGUGGUUCAAAUGCUCAUGACGUCUGAAGUCGACGAAGGUUUAUCCGAGUUUAUGAAAGCAAGAAAGGUUACACUUGGUCAUCUACCUAAGGAGGUACUUGCUCGAAUGAACCUUGGACUCAUCGUCGCCACUGUGUCGAACUCCGUUCCGGCUGUCUUUUGGGUACUGUGUGAGUUGAUGCACAAUCCGAAAGCAUUCGAAGCAUGUGCCAAGGAAGUCAAGCACGUCUCCGACAAGAAGGCAAAUAAGGAGGAUCCCUUCACCAUGGAAGAGCUUGAUGAAAUGCCACUCUUGGAAUCCUGUUUUAAGGAGUGCCUACGAAUGUACCAAGCCAGCUUCUCUGUUCGCAAUGUGACAGGAGACUUCAUCCUGAAUCCUAAAGAAAAGAAUGGUCCCAAAUACUUGAUUGAAAAAGGAACCUGCAUCAUGGCCUACACUGCAACAGCACACAUGCACCCUUCUAUUUUUGAGAAUCCCGAAACGUUUCAAUAUGACCGAUUUCUCGAUCCCACCAAAACAGCAUUGAACGGUAAACGGUUGCUGAACUACUGGCGACCAUUCGGUGGUGGUGCCCACUUGUGUAGCGGACGAAAAUUCAUUUCCUAUGAGGUCAGAGUCUUCUUGGCCAUAUUGCUUCUGAAAGUGGACAUGAAACUGGAAGAUCCAAGCGAAUUAAAACCAGCUAUUGCCUUAGAUCGACAAGGCUUCUCCAUCGCUCACCCAAAUAAGGAUCCAACAUUGUUGGCGAAGAUGCGGGAAUCUUAA